AAGAAGACGAUACAAGUAGAUCUGAUCGAGGGUGGAGACCCCAGAGGAAGCGAAGCCUUGUGACGUCUUCGGCGCGCGACCCGCUCUCCUCCCGGUCCCGAUUGAGAUCGCCCUACUCUAAAGCAAUCCCCGGCACGCUAAGUAGAGUAUCGAUAAAAAUAAUCUCCCCGCGGUUGAAGAGCGAAGAGCACGACACAAAGUGGCACUUUUACCAACCUUGCGAAUUGAAUCGGCGCACCGAUUCCACCACAGCGUGUCUGAGAGCUUGAGCUUCUUUCACCACCAGCUCUUCAGAACAAUCGAAUAUGGCGUCCUAUUCAUCUGCAGGCGAAGCGUAUGCUUUGGAGACCGCUGCUAGAGAAAGAGCCUCCGGUUCACCGUCUCAAACGUCUUGGGCGGACAAAUAUCGCGGGGCCACAGUUGAAGAUCUCGAUCCUCCCCCAGCCCUCUCCGUCUCUCCCGACGACCUCAUCUCCUCCGCUCUUAUCGCCGCCUACGAGCGCGACUACACACAUCUCACCGUCAUUUCCUCGACAAGCCGUUCAUUAAUCGGCUACCUCAGCAUCCCGCGACUUAAGGAACUACUUAAGGAAGGCACUGUGAAGGAAUCCGAUCCCGUCUCGGCUGCUAUGCAACGAUUCAAUCGCAAGCGGGAAAAUGUCUACACGGUGAUUACCAUGGAGACACCCCUGGAGGAACUGGAGCGCUUCUUCGAAGGUGAAACUGCGGCGGGGCAGAAACGUGAGAAGCAGGAGUUUGCUGUGGUGACGGAUGCUAGCCGGAAGUUCGUCCUUGGUGUCGCAACGAAGGGAGAUCUGGAGGAAUUCGUGAAGAGGAGACCCGCAUAAUGCUUGUGCCUGACGGAAUCUCUUGCAUCUUUUUCCUUGCGUGACUGUUGUCGGAAGUAUCAUGGGAAUUAGCGACUCGGCGACAAAUUUCCCAUCUGUUCACUUCCUUAGAUACCAGACUCCAUUCGCUUCGUAUGACCGUUGCAGAUCCCGGAGUUUGGAUUUUUUUUUGGAAUAUCAUCAGAAGGCUCAACCCUUUCAGCAGCUCUCCUCUCCUGCAUUUUUCAGUGACUAAUUGUCUUUCGGAACUUGACCAAAAUGAACCAGGUCGCCCAGUCAGG
Molecule: messenger RNA, 1129 nt
Organism: Paecilomyces variotii
Lineage: Eukaryota; Fungi; Ascomycota; Eurotiomycetes; Eurotiales; Thermoascaceae
Exons: 3
Coding region: 306-848 (180 amino acids)
Source: RefSeq, a predicted model, not a curated record